AAGAACGAUGCGGCGCCAAUCUCCCGCUUACCAUCAGAUGUCCUUGAUAUCAUUUUUGACGAGCGUCGUCGUGUGCUUCUCCGGUGGACAGGUUUCCGCAGUCCUCUUCCCAUCGAGGUGCAACUAUCGCACGUAUGUCGAAGAUGGCGUCAAGUGGCUUUGAACACUCCCUCUCUAUGGAACACUCUACGGAUCCUGAUCCUUCACAGGGAAAGCGCUAUCAGAACCUACUUACAUCGCCGCUGUCCUUUCAGCGUCCAUUUGGGACCCCAA
This is a messenger RNA of Pisolithus orientalis, 273 nucleotides long. RefSeq lists its product as uncharacterized. Gene Ontology annotation, molecular function: protein binding. The record is from RefSeq and is a predicted model, not a curated record. NCBI's taxonomy places the organism in Eukaryota, Fungi, Basidiomycota, Agaricomycetes, Boletales, Pisolithaceae. The annotation marks the transcript as partial. The transcript has a single exon.